AUGGAGUCUUGGUGGAGGAUUAGUCUAGUGCUGCUCGCAACAGCUUUAAUAACGGCGACGAUGGUGGCUUCCGGAGAAGAUAAAGCAAAAGACAAGGAAGAAUGUACGGAACAGCUCGUGGGUAUGGCCACGUGUCUUCCUUACGUGCAAGGACAGGCUAAGUCUCCGACGCCGGAUUGUUGCUCCGGUCUCAAACAAGUUCUUACUUCCGACAAGAAGUGUCUUUGUGUGAUCAUACAAGACCGGAAUGAUCCUGAUUUGGGUCUUCAGAUCAAUGUCUCUCUCGCUCUUGCUCUUCCUUCUGUUUGUCACGCCACUGCUGACGUCACUAAGUGCCCUGCUUUGCUUCACUUGGACCCAAAAUCUCCAGAAGCGCAAGUGUUCUAUCAGCUAGCAAACGGUUCAAACAAAACUGGCCUAGCCUCUCCUCCUACUGGCUCGGCCGCGGCGCCCACCAGCAUGUCUCCGACCGCCGGAUCCAAUGAUGGUAACAAUAGUGGUCGGGCUACUACCUCUUUGCCAGGCAAGAACCACGCUCAAAGAUUCUCUAAACAAUGGCUAGGACGCCAAGUUGUUGUCCAUUUCUUUGUAAUUUUGUAUAUUUUUUUCCUCGUAUAG
Messenger RNA from Arabis nemorensis, 618 nucleotides. NCBI's taxonomy places the organism in Eukaryota, Viridiplantae, Streptophyta, Magnoliopsida, Brassicales, Brassicaceae. The record is from the annotation of a GenBank genome assembly.